Messenger RNA from Striga hermonthica, 384 nucleotides. The record is from the annotation of a GenBank genome assembly. Lineage: Eukaryota; Viridiplantae; Streptophyta; Magnoliopsida; Lamiales; Orobanchaceae.
AUGCUCCCCGACAGUUUGUAUAUUGACUCGAACAACGAUCCCACCGGCUCUAUCUACGAACAAGGCUUUCCGGAUGUGACUAUUGAUUUUGAUGUUGAGAGAUAUGAUCCUGCCACUGCGGGUGUUGAGUGUGUGGAGAAUUCGUUUCUAGGUGGGUGGGCUCUGUUUGUUGGCUUCUACAGCGAUGCAGUUGCUUUGCCAGUGGCCCAUUACCCAGAGGUUGUCAAGCUCGGAUCAAUUUACUUCGAUGUUUUAGGAGGCCAUGACGUUGGCAUUUUCAGUUAUGGAAACAAGAUGGUGUCUCCGUGCUACUAUCCAUGUAAUGCUCAGAGCUUGAAAAAGAUUUGUCCGGCACCUAUGUGGUACGUCCCAAGUCGUGGCUGA